This is a messenger RNA of Pundamilia nyererei, 1336 nucleotides long. It is a transcript of the gene sergef, whose product is annotated as secretion regulating guanine nucleotide exchange factor. The transcript is spliced from 11 exons. Lineage: Eukaryota; Metazoa; Chordata; Actinopteri; Cichliformes; Cichlidae. Bases 49 to 1266 code for a protein of 405 amino acids. The record is from RefSeq and is a predicted model, not a curated record.
UCGCGACAGUGUCGCAAAGCAUACUUGAGUGUUUAGCCCAGAUACUCCAUGGAAACACACGCACGGUUGGAGUUUUGUUUACAUUCUUGGGGAGCCAACAGUUACGGGCAACUGAGCCAGGGACAUGUGGAGGACCAGGCUUUGCCCCGGCUCUCUAACAUUGCUGCCCUACAAAACAGCCCAGUCCGGGCUGUCAGCGGCGGUGGGGGACACUCCGUAGUUAUUACCGAGAGUGGCCAGGUGUUUGUGUGUGGACAGAAUAACAGAGGCCAGCUGGGACUUGGCCACAGUGGAGACAUCGCAACUCUUCAGCACUGCCCCAUCCUGAAUCAGAGAGUCACAGACAUCGCCUGUGGUUGGGAUUUUACCCUUCUUCUCACUGACGGUGGGCAACUAUUAGCAUGUGGUUCCAAUGCAUUUGGGCAACUGGGUGUUGGACAGACUGUGACACACUCAGCAGAUCUACUGGUUGUUGAGAAUCUGAAGGAGCCAGUAGUUAGUGUAGCAGCAGGACUCCGACACUCACUUGCUGUUACUGGCUCAGGCUGUGUUUAUCAGUGGGGAACUGGUCUUUUCAGUUAUGCAAAGAGAGCAUUCAGUCCACAUGCUGUCCCAUCUCACUUUAACUCUAAGGUGCCCUGUCUGGUACCAGGUCUGGAUCAAAGAAUAUCACACCGGGUAACUGCAGGGUCAGCACACUGUGUGUGCCUUACAGGAGAUGGCGAUUUGUUUCUGUGGGGAAGCAACAAGCAUGGUCAGCUGACCACCACAGAGCCCUUCCUGUCUUCUCCCACUCUUCUGAAGCGAUCUCUGCUGGAUGGAGAAAAAGUGAUAAAUGUGUGGAGCGGCUGGACUCAUAAUGUUGCUCAGACAGAGAGCGGGAGAGUGUUCACAUGGGGAAGGGGAAAUUAUGGACAGCUGGGCCGUCAAAUAUCAGCCAGUGAGGACACAGAGCAGCAGCCAGCUGGCCCUGCGGCACAAGGUGGCACCCAGGAGGUUGGACUCCCUGCAGAGGUUGAAAACCUUUGUGGUGCAACACAGAUUUGCUGUGGAUCAGAACAUAACCUUGCUACUGUAGGGGGAAGUCUCUUCUCGUGGGGCUGGAAUGAACAUGGAAUGUGCGGAGACGGCUCGCAGGCCAACGUCUUUCAUCCACAGCUCGUUCCUGGUCUAAGACCUGUUCUCAUUGGCUGCGGAGCCGGACACUCCAUGGCAGUUUGCGCUGCAACGACCGGCACAGAAAGAAAUUCUGCACCACUCGAGUAACGCUGGAGCAGGGACAUUUAUUCUGCAUGACAAUCAGAGGCUAUAAAAAGCGAAUGCUUUGGGGAGUUAA